Messenger RNA from Trichoderma aggressivum f. europaeum, 765 nucleotides. RefSeq lists its product as uncharacterized. The coding region runs from base 1 to 765 and encodes 254 amino acids. The transcript is spliced from 2 exons. The record is from RefSeq and is a predicted model, not a curated record. Gene Ontology annotation, cellular component: Golgi membrane; inositol phosphoceramide synthase complex. Gene Ontology annotation, biological process: inositol phosphoceramide metabolic process. Gene Ontology annotation, molecular function: inositol phosphoceramide synthase regulator activity. Lineage: Eukaryota; Fungi; Ascomycota; Sordariomycetes; Hypocreales; Hypocreaceae.
AUGUCCAAGUUUACGAGGCUGUAUCUGCGGAUACCUCGGCCGAAGACCCUCUUCGGCCUCAUUAGCCUCCAGACUGGCACUGAGUUGAUUUCCUUGGCACUGGUCUUCAACAAGGUUACGGGCGUUUACGGUCUUCUUGCGAUCCUUACCGGAUUCCAGCUCUCCCUCUUCCAGCUUACGACCUACGUUUACUGUAUUGGCGUUCUCGGCCUCCUCGUCUACCUGAUCCCGCAUAUCCGAAAACAGAGCCCGUUCGAAUGCCUGGCCCUGGCGUGGCUGUAUGUCAUCGAUGCCUUCAUCAACGGCGCUUCUACAGUGGCUUUUGGAAUGGACUGGUACUUCGCCACUGCUUCGUCAAACGGAUCCAGUCUGCCUGAUAUGGUUGCUGAGGGCAUGGAGGGUCUCCGUCGCGAGACGGCCGUGCAUGGCGAUGUUGUACCCCAAGAGACCGCGGCCAGCAUGCUACUGAUCACUGGCUUGACCCUGAUCAGAGUCUACUUCAGUCUGGUCGUCAUGAACUUUGCACGCCAGGUGCUGCAGAAGUAUAUGCAACUGAUGAUCCUUGAAGGACCUGGCGUCGACGAUCACGUGGGUCCCUUUGCUGCGGACCUGCCUGACGGUGAAGGGCGAAAGGGUCAGCUCGGUCGACUGAUGGUGUCUUUCGGACGCAACUACUGGAUGGAUUACUCUGAGGCGAGAGAAUGGGUCGAGGGUGGUGUUAGCCGGAAACCCAGCACGGUUGCAACUCUGGCUGGCGAAGUAUGA